Molecule: messenger RNA, 596 nt
Organism: Papilio xuthus (Asian swallowtail)
Lineage: Eukaryota; Metazoa; Arthropoda; Insecta; Lepidoptera; Papilionidae
Product: gustatory receptor for sugar taste 43a-like
Exons: 4
Coding region: 24-434 (136 amino acids)
Biological process (GO): sensory perception of taste
Cellular component (GO): membrane
Source: RefSeq, a predicted model, not a curated record
AAAAUGGAAUAUUACUUAUAGCAAUGUACAUAUCCUUUAUAACUUACCUUGUCGUUUCCAUUUAUUAUUUAAUUGCGGCCGUUUGUUCACCAACUGGAUUUAUGAGAAACUUCAAUAUCGUACUUCAAUUUAUUUGGUGCACAUAUCACUGCUUUAAAAUAUUUCUUCUAAUUGAACCUUGCCAUCGCACUCACCAGGAGAUGGAGGAGACGAGAGUACUAGCUAGCCAGUUAACGUACCGCAUGACGCCACCCGGCCAGCCCCUGCCUGUGGAGCUGGAGACCUUUCACAAACAAUUGAUUCUCUACAACCCUUCGUUCUCCCCACUCAAUAUUUGCACAUUAAACAGAUCACAGAUUGCUGGCAUAAUCGCCGGUGUUACCACUUAUAUGCUUAUUAUAGUGCAGCAGAGACUCAUUGAUGAGUGCACGUAAUAGCUUAACUCCAAAUUUCCUGUGUGCAUUGGCAACGACCAUGACAAAAACAAACAAUUUGCUAAUUUAUACCACUUAUUUAAAUACAUUCAUUUUAUAUUUAUGCUCAAACAAACACCGAGUCGAAAUGAAAAUCUACAAAUAAAAUUAAGUAAGUGAUGA